AUGGCUGGCAUGAACGAGGGUCAUCAAGGCAGCGCUGACGCCCAUCGACUAGAUUCGUGGAUCGACAUCUCCUCGCAGCCUUCAUCGUCGUCGCUUUCCUCGGCCGCCGACGAGAUUGUAACCACAGGCCUUCGUGUCCACCACAUGCCCGCUUCAUAUCGUCGAAGACGUCAAAGACCCGGUCGACCCUCGCGCCUCAACAUCGCCAGUCGCACUGGUAGUGCCGGUCCUGCUAGCAGUCAAGAGGAAUAUGAAGAGAGUGAAAGCGAUGAUGAUCAUGUCAUAACAUCAUCAGCCGAAGGGCUCACAAUCUCUCCCACACAUACUAGAGGCGUUGUACUCGAGUCUUCGGACGAUGACGAGAACAGAACAGCCGUCAACUACCCUAUCAACAACGAUAACGUCUUCACACCUCAGCCGAACGCCUUUUCUCAUCCUUCGGGUUAUUCUGCCAGACAUGCCAGCCAACCUGUACCAGGCUCAUACUUCCCUGCUCAGCCAGAGCGCCGUCACUCGGCCAGACACUCGUACCCUUCUCGUGCAGAGGCCAGAGUUCAACACUCGCCCUUCAACAUGCUCUCGCCGAACCACAAUGCAGCCGCUGAUCACGAAGCUGCUCUCCGUGCUAGUCUCUCUACUCUGCAAUCUUUUGCUGCCGCUGCCCGUGGACUGCCCAAGUCGAACUCUCGCACUCCAGCUGACCCCGCUCCCCCAGCCUCAAACAGGAUUCAAACGAACACGCUGCGAAUGGUGCCUGCCUCUGUUCUCGAACACAACUCACCUCUUUUAGCUCCAGUCACCGAACCGACUUUCCAGCCAACCAUCAGACGAACUUCCACGUCGACCUCUGCCUCUGCAGAUGUUCAUUCCACCAAAUCUGAAGCUAAGCGGAAAGGACCUUCUGGUCGUGGCUCUUCCAAGGAGAGUAGACAGAUAAAGAAACGCCGCAACUCUGGUGCUGUCUAUGGUGUCGACGACAUGACUGUCAGCCCUACACUCUUUACGUGGGUCGUCAGUGUGGGCGUGGUGGUCGUGUUCAGCGCCAUCAGCUUUUCCGCUGGUUACUCCAUGGGCAAGGACGCCGGCAGAUUUGAGGUUGGCUUGCCGGGCACGGGCGAGGGAGCCACGGCCUGCGCACGAGAAGCUGGUAAGAGCGGUCUGGGAUUUAGGAAGUCCAAGUUGUUCAGCAUUGCCUCUGGUGUCGGUGUUGGUGCUUGA
Aureobasidium namibiae CBS 147.97 is the source of this 1218-nucleotide messenger RNA. RefSeq lists its product as uncharacterized. The record is from RefSeq and is a predicted model, not a curated record. Bases 1 to 1218 code for a protein of 405 amino acids. The transcript has a single exon. NCBI's taxonomy places the organism in Eukaryota, Fungi, Ascomycota, Dothideomycetes, Dothideales, Saccotheciaceae.